GAGAUUUCACUGUUAUUCUUGCGUUCACAUGGCAGCAGGGAGGCGCUGUGUCGUUCGCUCGCGUGAAGUUUGAACUAAAGUACAGCAAAAAGAGAAAACUUUCCAACUAGUGUGUUCCAGUGCAUUCAUUGAAGGUGAAAAGUGGUAAAAUUUCCGUACCCCAUUAGGCAACAAAAGCCAGAUGUAGUGUGUUCACUGUGCAUUGAAGAAUCAUCCUAAGCAGUAGUGUGUGAAUGUGUGAUUGUUUCUUCUGGCUACACUCUACUACGGCUACGCAUUAGUGGCAAGGGGCAGAGAGGAAGCAAGAGAGCUUCUCUUCGCUGCUAUACUUGUGGCCGAAAAAUACCUCGAACCAGCGAGAGUAAAAAGUGUCGUUUUUUAACCCUGUGGUGAAGAGCAUAGAAGUGAAAUUGCAAAGCCAUCACCACCCGCAGGCAGGCAGCCAGCCAGCCAGCCAGGAUCUUCGAAGCGAGUUCGAGCGAGAAGUAAAGAAAAGGUUUUUGAGGGAGUGCAAAGUGAGUAUAGUAGAGAGCGGUGGUGUGUAUCCAACAAGGGAAAGGGAAAAGGUAGUGCUGGUGCUGGUGCGUAUGCAAUGCUCGAAAUGCACCGUAUGCAUUUUCUGCUCGUCCACUGCAAAAGCGUUGCAAGUAUGUUGUGAAAGAGGAGCGUAAAGCAGAAAAAGGCUAAAGAAAGGCUGGCAACCAGGAGCAGAGCGAGUGUGUGGAAAUCGUGAAGUUUUAGUGCGCAUUUCCUCCUACCAACGCGUGCUUUGCGCGUAGUAAGUUGAUCCUAUGUGCGUGCGCGCGUGUUCUACUUGUUACCAUGCGUGGUAAUGUGCUUGCUUGUGUGUACGUGUGAGUGGUCUGCGCGUCCUAAUGCAGCGAGUGAGCUGCGAAAAGAAUGGUGUGUCCCACGUGUUGUGCUUGGAUGUGUAGUGACGCCAGCGGCGACUCACUGGGGAUGAGUUUUACCAGCAGUUGCAACGCCAGCGAAUACGUCCUCUGCCUCGCAGGAGAAAGGAUGCAGUGGGGACAACGAUGAAGGCAGAAUGCGCCCCGCCGCGUACCAUGUGCGCCGGAAAGCCUUGAACAAAAGCAAAAGGAUCAUCGACAGCGUCGUCGUGUACCAUCGCCGGGCACCGUCCAGAUCGUCGGCUAAGAGACGUCGACGGCGCGAGUGCACUGUUGUAGGUGGUGUAUGCUUAUUGCAGCACGCAUACGCAACACCGUCUUUCAAAGGCCACCACUAUAUUUCUAAUUGUUGAAAAACUUCAGUCUGUUGCAGAAGAGAAGAGCACGAGUAAAGGAUUAAGCUCACAUUCCGUUCUAUUGCUAAGUGCGCGACGACGACGACACGAGCUUUGUGCGUGUGGUUUGUUUGGUGUGUAGUAGGUGUGUGUGUGUUACAUGGCUGAAGAGUGGUUUUUAUUGAAUUGAGAUAUCUAAAACCGCGCGCAACCAAGAACGCGAAAUUCCUUCUCCCAGAUACCUCCAAUCUCCGUACCCCCCAUAUGAAGCUACCGCAAGCAGCUUAUGAUCCUAAACACACAACCAAGCAAUAAUUUCACUCCUCGUGAUAUCGCCAUAGUAACAUCUCUCGAUCUAAGCUAAGAUCUUAAAAAUCCUCCCAUUCAUCUCUCCCCAUACCCCCCACACAUUUGGCGGUGGUUUGCGCUUGGAGAAGGAAACAUAAUCUUCCUUUGUGAGUGCGUUCAGAUUUGUUCAGUGUAACGCGAUAACGAUCACGGAAAGGGCACGCUCGCACAAAGAGAAAGAGGAGCCAUAAGUGUGUGUGUGCGCGCUCGUUUGUAUGUGUGUGCGUGUGUCCCUGUCUGCUCCCUUCCGCGUUGAUCUUACCCAUAGAAGCCAAGAUCCGCCUCCAUGAAGCAUCAGAGGCUAGAAAAUGGUACGCGAGACUCGACAUCUUUGGGUUGGAAAUUUGCCCGAAACGGUACGAGAGGACAAGCUAAGGGAUCAUUUUAAAAGAUCGACAGUCAAUCAUUCACGCUUAAGUGGAGGUGGAAAUAGCAGUUGGUACAGCAGCGAAACCAACAACGAUAAGAGCCCAUCUUCGAUCUCACAGGCCUCCCAUCAACAUCCCUCCAGUUCGAUAGUUCCCUCGCAGCUGCCGGACGUUGGAAUAGGAGUCAACCAAGGUCACAAUAACAGUGCCGGCAGUGUAAACAACAUCAACAACAAUAAUAACAAUAGUUACGAUGGAUACGCUGUGAAGAAGAAAUCGCAACAAUCACUCCCGAAGUCUCAUCGAUCCGAUUCUGAGUCCGACUCGCUAAACGACUUGCACGUUCAUCAUCAUCCCCACCACCAACAACACCACAACAAUUACAACAGUCACAAUCACCACCACAAUCCGCAGAGGCAUCAUCAUCACGCAUCGUCGCGGAACGCAUCCCCCGGGCUGUCCAAUUCCUCGUCCCACAGCCAUUACCAGCAGCCGCCCCCUCACCAGCAUUAUCAUCAUCAUCAUCCUCAUCAUCACCAUCCGGUGAAUAGUUUUGGUGGUGUAACGGGUGUAGCAGGAAGCGAGCGAAGUGAAAGGACGAACCAUCAGGGCCAGCAGCACCUGCAUCACCACCGAUCGGCGUCACGUUCCCGAUCGCGUUCACCAAGCAGCAGAUCGUCCUCCUGUUCCUCGUCGACGCACAGCAGUGGCGGCGGGGCACCGAACCAUUCCGGGGAAGCUGGCACGACGACGAACCUAUCGGGACGCAGCAGUGGCAGCGGCAGCAGUAGUAGUAGUGGAACCGCAGGCGCAUCGUCGGUUGAACUGCUGCCCUCGUUGCCGUCGCCCUACUGUCGCAACGAUGUUGCUGCCAACUGCUCGUCCCCAUCAGCAACUACCACAGUAAGCGGCGGAAGGACUCUGUUGCAAUCCGCGAUAUCCACAGCAGUUGCAGUAGCAGCAGCGGCGGCAGCAGCAGCAUCAGCAUCAGCAGCAGCAGCCACUAACGCAGCUGCAGCAACAGCAUCGCCAGCAGUGCUCAUAGAUAGCAGCAGCCACAGCGGCUGUGGCGACGGUUCGGACGGCGGUAACGCUAAUAAUGCAGCUAACGGCUCAGGCAAUCAAGGUAGCAGCAGUAGCAGCAGCAACAGUUCCAGUUCCAGUAGCACCAGUUUCAGAUACAAUUCUACCGGUGCAUCUGUUGGUGGUGGUGCAGGAGGGGGAGCAAGCACUAGCGUCACAACGACGUUGUCGGCCACUGUUGGAGCAGCAGCAGCAGCGUCAGCACCUGCAGCAGCAGCUCCAGUCAGUAGCGGCGGUGGAGGCGGAGGAAGUGCGGCUGAAACAAGCAGCACAGGAGGUGGGAAAGGGGGCGGAAGCGGAGGUGCAGUGCUUAGCAACGGCAGCACUGCUGGUAGCGGCACGAGUCUGAUCAACUGCCAUUCGGAAGAUAACCGACCGCUGGCGAUCUGCGUGCGUAACUUACCUUCCCGCUCGUCCGACACCUCACUCAAGGAUGGCUUGUUCCACGAGUAUAAGAAACACGGCAAAGUGACGUGGGUGAAGGUGGUCGGCCAGAACACCGAUCGGUACGCGCUCGUCUGCUUCAAGAAGCCGGAAGAUGUUGACAAGGCACUGGAAGUGUCCCACGAUAAGCUGUUCUUCGGCUGCAAGAUAGAGGUGGCCCCCUAUGCCGGGUACUACGACGUGGACGACAACGAGUUCCGGCCGUACGAGGCGGAGCUAGACGAGUACCAUCCAAAGUCGACGCGGACCCUGUUCGUCGGCAAUCUCGAGAAGGACAUUACCGGGAGUGAGUUGCGUAAACAGUUCGAGUGUUUUGGUGAAAUCAUUGAGAUAGACAUCAAGAAGCAGGGUGUGAGCGCGUACGCGUUCUGUCAAUAUUCGGACAUAGUGAGUGUAGUGAAAGCGAUACGGAAGAUGGACGGUGAGCAUCUUGGCAACAAUCGCAUCAAGCUCGGGUUCGGCAAAUCGAUGCCAACUAACUGCGUGUGGCUGGAUGGAGUCUCCGACAGUGCGAGCGAGAACUAUCUGGCGGCACAGUUUAAUCAUUUCGGCACGGUGUCGCAAGUGAGCGUUGACCGGGAACGCAAGCUGGCGCUGAUUUACUACGAGCAAGUGCAGCAAGCUCAGGCGGCAGUGAAAGAGAUGCGUGGCGUGAUGUUGCGCGGUCGCAAGCUGCAAGUGGACUUUGCGUCUCGGGAGUGUCAGGAGGCGUUUUUCGAUAAGUUAGAUAAGCAGCAGUCCGGCGGUAGUAUAGCGUCGUCAUUCGGAUCGCCCCGUUUCGGCGGCGUUACAGGAAUCGCAGGAAGCGCUAGUAGUAAUAACAAUAGUAUUAGUGGAAAUGUUAGUAAUAGUAUCAGCACCGGAGUGGCAAACAGUGCUAAUAGUGUCGGCAGCAGUAACAGUGGGAGCAGCAACAGCAAUAAUCUGUCCCGCAACAGAUCCGGGUCGUCGUUCAGUCGACCGGGCAAUCCGCUCAGCGGCAGAGGAGCCGAUAUCGGGUCCGCUGCGGCUGCUGGCGUCGUCUGUGGCGGCGCAUCGCCCCGCGUUGACCCGCUAUCAUUAGCCUCGCCAUCGUCGGUGUCCGCAUCCAGUGCAGCGGUCGGCGGUGGCGCCGGUAAUGUUAGUUCACGGGGCGGUAACAGUGGGUCUAUAGGAGGUGGUGGUGGCGUCGGCUCCUUAGCCUCAUCGCGAUCGAGGAAUAUGCGGUACUCGAGCGAAGACUACUAUUCUGAAGGUGGUGGUGAUCGGAGAUUUCGGAGCUACGACGAAUACAGCCAAGGAUCGGCCAGCUCAACGCACGAGGAUGAGCGGUACGAUCAGCAUGAGCAUAACAACGGCAGCAGUGGCAAUAAUAAUGCUGGCAGCGGAAGUGGCCAUGCUGGAACGUUGUCGACGGGCGGUUACGGUCGCAGUAACAGCCUCAUCGACCGAUUGUCGGGAUCUCAUCAUCACCACCACCACCAUACCCCGCCAUCGUCCGACUCUCCGCCGGCUACGUCUACAAUGCUACCUGCAAGCAGCAUCAUGGGAGGUGUAGCAGGAAGUGGCGGCAUGGCAUCCUCGAUACAAUCCCGCCUGAGCGGAGAUGUCGAUCUAUCCCCUUCCUCGAGCAGUAGUAGUAUACGGAAACGUAGCGAGAAAGGCACUGGUGGCGAUAGUAGUAACAUGCGCUAUCUGCAAAAAGAGCGUGUACAUAUAUUAGAACAGCUAGAAGAAUGCCCGUCCAGUGGCGAUGAGCUGGUGAGCCCCAAGAAGCGUAUGAAAUACAAUUCCGAUGGACACCAUCAUCACCACCAUCACCACCAUCAUCAUCAUGGUAGUGACUCGGAUCGAGAUCGCGAUCACCGUGAUCACCGCGAUCUACGUGAUCCGUCGCCCGGAACAACCGCUGCGGGAGGCAGUGGUGGAGGCAGCCUCGGUGGUACAGCCGUGGUCAAUAGUAACAGCGGCACUGGUAGCAGUAGUAGCAGUUAUUACAACAGUCACCACCAUCAUCAUCAUCACCAUCAUGCUAACAAUAGUGAUAGCCCCGGUAUAGGAGGUGUUGUAGGUGGUAUCAGCGGAUCAUCCUCCAUCAGUGGCAUUCAGUCAUCAUCCGCACUGACACACCGAAAGUCGAUGGAAGUGCGUCGGCUUUCCGAGUGCAAUCUGCAAACAUCGAAGCAAUCGUCCUUAUCGUCCUCCUCGGUAGCAGCUGGAGGAAUUGGUGGUGGAGGAGGAGGAGGAGGAGGUAGCCAUAGUAGGAGACCGUCCACCGAAAGUACGUCACUACACCAGCGUCACGGUAGCAGUAGUAGCGGCAGCAGUAUCAGCGCUUCCAUUUCGCAACAAACACAUCUGGAAAGUGGCAGUGGCAGCAAUCAUACGCUCUAUCCGCAUCAUUCGAGUAAACGGCGAAAAAUGAUUGCGGAUGGUGGCAGCGGAGGUGCUAGUGGGGCGCAAUCAACGGGGAACGGUUCUACGAGCAGCAGCAGCAACACUGCCGGAAACAGCAAUAGUGGAGGUAGUGGCGUAACAGGAUUGUCGGCAGGCGCGAAUAGUUUGUCGACGUCGAACGAGCACCACCAUUCGUCACGGGGUCGUGGCCAUCAGCUCCACUCCAUACAUUCUCAUGAGGCUAGCGGAGGAGAGAGUGCGGACGGCUCCCGGCCAGGUACUCCACUGUGCGAUGAGCGGCCGGAGAAUCUUUUGCCUAGCGAGCCACGCCGUAUACCGACGGGACGAUCGCAAAAUCAGGAACCGCUCGUUCUACCAUUGCCCCGGUUUGCGGUGCAAGUGUUUCAACAGAAUCGACUCAAUGCGCUACAGCAACAACUGCAAACAAGUUCGUCGGCGGGCGCGGCUGCUAGCGCUGGGAUGUCGGGUUCGUCGUCUUCAUCGUCAUCUUCGUCGUCCUCAUCUACAUCCUCCGUUGAUCGACUGCCGGCAGCAGUUGGCGCUGCUGGCUCCGUUACACCCACGAUAGGAUCGUCCUCCACCGGGACACUACCCAGCAGCAGCAACAACAGUGGUGCAGUGCCGCUGCCCUCUUUUGCGUCCAAUUCUAGUCUGCAAAGUAAUAAUAACGCACUAUCGAGCCCACCGCCCGCCGGUAUCGCGUUGUCCAAAUUGCAAAAACCUUUGCAAGUUGGCGCUACACAGACAUCGACAACAACAUCAGGAAGCACCAGCUUUGGCAUGGCGGGAGGCAGCAGCAGUACAUUGCUAUUGGAGACGACAAAUGAAAUGGUGCCGGCCAGCCCACCACCGCGCGCAUCCUCCGUGAGCUCCACCUCAAGCGACUCGAGCGAUCUUGGACUGUCGCUUGACGAACGUAUCAAGACGCUUGAUGAGAAGUUCGAAAAAUGGUCCGGCAGCACGCAGGCGGCAUCCGUGGGGCGGCUAACAGUAGGGAGCAAUGCUGCCGUUAGUAACAGUAUCCCUGUUGGCAGUGGUGUGAGUAAUAGCGCAAUCGUGGGAAGUGGCAGCAAUUCCAGUGACCUUCAUUUUCUGAAUGAACGCCACCAUUUUCCGCAUUCGUCAAGCAGUAAGAGCUAUUCGAAUCAUCAUUCCUCCUCUACUCAUCACCACCAUCACCAGCAACAACCAUCCUUUCACAAUCACAUUGUGGGAAGCGGCAGUUUGAUAAACCAUCACCACCACCAGCAUCACCAACCGGCAGCACAUCCUAUGCAGUCGCCACUGUCAGCAGGAUCCGCCUCUACCUCCUCCUCCUCCCAUGCGACCACGGGCUCGUCUUCGUACCGGCACAAGUUUCUUGAUCUCGACGUACACGAACUUCCCCCAUCGGACAUCGUCAAGUCCGUCCUUUCGAAGAAAUCGAUCUUUGACGAAGAUCUCAAACGGCUAGAAAAUAUUGAUGACAAAUACGAGCCUCGUGAUUUUUCCAACUAUUCGAAAAACAGUGCCACUUUGGCUUCGGCCGCCACGAUUGCCACUGUACUAGGCAACAGCAUAGCAUCGGCUAUUGGCGCCACACCGAUAGUACCAGGAGUGGCGAUAGGAUCGUCUUCGCCUGGCAUAAUCAACAGCGUAGCAUCUUCAGCGAGCGCAUCUCCGGUACACAUGAGUUCGACAAAGACGGGAACAGCUGUACCGGUAGUUUCCCAGCAACAACAGCAACCUCCUGAAGCACCGGUUCAAUCUGCAGCAAGUACAGCAGCAACAGCUGCCGCUACAACUACUAAUACUACUACUGCUACCACUACUACUGCUACUACCACUACUACGAUGGCCGUUUCACAAACCACAGCAACAGCGCCGAUUAACAUCCAACGAGUCAGUGGCAGUGCUUCAGUGUCGCCAAUGAAUAGCCCUCAACCAUACAACAGUCCUAACCCGUCGGUAAAAUCCUGCCUUCAAUAUCCUUUUCCGAGUCACCCUCCUGUCGCACAACAAAGCCCAACGUCGACUUCAGGAACGAGUGCUGUCACAACAACGACUACUACCAUCAGUAGCGGCAGUAGUGGUACUGGUGCUGGCACUGGAAUUACGACCAUACCGUCAUCCUCGGACGCUGCACAGUCAUUGACGACAGAGACGAAAACUGUAACAUCAUCUUCAUCCUCGAUGGGUAGCAAGGGUGGCAAUACUACUGGCAAUGGCUCCAACAACAACAACAACAGCAGCGACCCAGCAACCGUAACAUCAUCGCCGUCCGUUAAUAGUAAUAAUAGUAAAGGUAGCAGCGUUACAACUGCACCAUCGACAAUACAAUCGACCAUUGCUACUACCAACGAUACAACAGUUGUCACAACAGCUGCGAAUGCUGCCGCCGCCGCCGCCACCUCACUAUCGUCGUUGUCGUCAUCAUCUUCGUUGUCGUCGUCAACCAGUAAACCAAAGACCAAUGUUUUAAAUAAAAGUAUUAGUUUAACGGAAAAAACAAGUACAAACGCUAGCGGUAACAACAAUAAUAAUUUAAUACACAAUAGUGAUAAUCUAAAUAGCGGUAGCAGCAGUGGUGGCAGUAGCACUAGCACUGGUAUUGGUACUAGUGUUAACCUUACGUCUUCGGUGGCCGAUGCGGUAUCGUCAUCGGCAGCGGCGAGUGGCACACACAUACAGACACAUAAAUCGUCCUCUUCUGUGUCGUCAGGAUCGUCAACAUUUUCUUUUUCUUCGUCAUCGUCAUCGUCAGCGGCAGAGUUGUCCAGUACUAAUAACUAUAAUGUGGUUGUGAAGAGUAACACUAGCAGUAAUAACGCUGGUGUGAACAACAGCGUGCCGGGGAGUACAAAUGUUGGCACGGUUAAAUCGAGCACGGCUGGAAAUGGUGAUGAAGUGCCGCAUAUGCAUUCCAGUAGUAAUAGCCAGUCACAAAAGGAGGAGUCUUCUAGCGGUUGCAGCAAAACUAACCAUAACAUCGGAAACAGCAGCAGUGGCAGCAAGCAUCACAAGGAUCGCCGAAAACUGUCAACCGCAUCGUCUACCUCGUCAGCAUCCUCAUCAAGUGUGGCAUCGUCGCCGAACAUUGCCACUGCCGGGUCUGGCAGUGGGUCGAAUAUAGUGGAUGAGCCUGAUGAUGCACCGACGACGCCAACAGUAACGGCUUCGUCAAAGCACUCGAGCAAAUCGAGCAAGUCAAAUUCGCACUCUCACCACCAUCAUCAUGGUGAGCACGGACAUCGGAAUAGCGGUAGCCAUCAUAACCAUCGCCAUCACAGUGACAGUAUCAGCAGUAACAGUAGCAGCAGCAGUGGCAACAUCAGCACUAACGGGAAAAACUCUUACAAAGACCAUGAGCGAAAUCACGUCGCAUCUUCGGCUGGUGGUAGUGAGCACUCACAAGCUGCUGCCGGAGGUGGGUCUGCUGCCUUGAACAGCAGCUAUCGCGAUGAGUUCGACCGACUAAAGCAGGAGGCUGCCUCUGCCGCUGCUGGUAGCGGUAAUGUGGACCGUCAUUCCUCUGGUGCAUCGUUGAAGCGACGAGACAAAGAGCGUGAAGAACGCUCCAAUAACGAUGAGGAAUCGCGAAAGGCGAAAGAAGAUGGUGGAAGCUCUAACUUAGAUCAUCGAGAAAAGGAUAGCGAUCGAACCGGCAUAGAGAAAGAUCGGAAAGAGCACAACAAACGCAGUGAAGAUUCAGCUAAAGAACACGAGAAAGAUCGUCGUAGCACGAAAGGAAGUGGUGGGAUUUCGAAUGAUUCUGAGCAAACAAAAGAAUCUUCGAGUCAGAAACAACAUCAACAUCUGUAUCAUCAGGAUGACUCCUCUCUCCAUCAUCAGCACCAUCGAGAGCGGUCAUCGGAUAAGGAUCGUCGGGAUCGUGUUAAUUCGGCGGGCAGUGGAUCACCGGUAAGAAGCUCAUCGAAGCGGCGUCUUAGUUCACAAGACAGCAUAGAAUCGUCGUUGGAGGAAGCGACAUCUCUGAAAAAGAUACGCUCCAGCGCACAAGAAGGCAGCACCAACGCCGACAUGUCAUCGAGUGGUGGGAAUGGGUCGAAAAGUAGUGAAAGAAGAGACUCUAGCAAGGAAGGAAGCCGCAGGGAGGGUAGCAAAUAUCAUCACCACAAGAGUAGCAACCGUUCGGAUGGAAGUGCUAGUGGCAGCAGUCAUAAUCAUCGUUCCGAGAAAGUUUCAUCGAAAUCUGGUGGAACUAGCAGCAGCGUUACCGUCACUUCGUCAACUCAGAGCACUGUAAGUUCUGCGGAAAAGAGCUCUUCGGGCAAGCACGUAGACAAUCACGUGAUCGAAAAGCAACAGGCUUACUUCCUCGAAGAACGCCGUAAAGAGAUCAUGCUGUCGAGUGAAGAUCAUCUUCACAGCGGACCAGGAGGUGUGGGUGGACCUAUUAAUAGCUCCGGUGCAUCGAACAUGGCUGGCAGUGGCGGCGUAUCUCAUCACCAUAAGCGCAAGGAACGUUACCACGAUAAGCACAAGUCGAAGAAAAAUCGUGAUCCUUCUCGUGACAAGGAAAACGCGCUCAGUACAAACUUUCCUGCAGAUAGCUAUGGUGAGAAUCGGUCUACAAGUGACGAAGAAGAACAGAAUCGUAUUCGCUACAAAAAGGAACGCAAGGAGCUGCAGGAGUAUGCGAAACAGCGUCAUCACAGCUCCAGCGGUGGGAGUGCUGGAAUUGGUCUGCAUGGAGUAGACUACAAGUUAGCUGUCAGCAAGCUAAACUGCGGAAGCAGCGGAGUUGCUCGCGAUGAUCGCAAAUCGUCCCAGCCGGUCAGCAGGGCGGAAUCUUCUGCCGAGGAGGGACGUGAAAAGAAAAAGUGUCGAUCAAAUAGCAGCCGCAAAGCGAACAGCUCCGAUACGGAUGAUUCGGACGAGCCGAAGAAGCAUUCGAUUUUCGACAUUCCCGACGAUGGGCCGAAUAUAUCGAUGUAUGACAAGGUGAAAGCGCGAUCCUGCAAAAACAUGCAAAAACAGGAGGAAGAGAAAAAAAUCAAGGCCAAGUUUUCGCAGCUGAAACAGUGCAGAGCCAAGCGGGAGGGUAAGAACCGUUCUAAGAGCUGGGAAGAGGGCGACGAUUCCGAUUCUGAUGCAAUGCACUCGGAUACGACGAUCAACAGCAAGUACAAUCACAAGGACCACAAUAAGAGUGGCAUGGUGACAACGACGGAUGACGAAGAUCAUGCACCCACGACUCCGCGAUCUCGACGCAACUUCAAGGAUUCGUCGUUGGCGUCCGAUUCCGACGAAGGUCACCGCCAUCCGCAUCAGCACCGCACGGCGAUGUUUAAUCGCGAUCGGCUGAACGAUCUGUGCGACGAUGAGAGUAGCGAGGGUGGAGGACAUUUGAUGCUCAGCAGUACUGGUGGUGGUGAGGGUCGUGAUAAGCCAAAUCGCGAGGCGCAGCGGCAGCAGAAGGACUAUCACGAAAAGAAGCUUCGUCGCAGCUCGGGUGAAGAUAAGAAGUCAUCGCGAAAGAAUUCCCGCUCGACUCGCAUACAGUCCGACACGGAAACGGACGAAGAUUCGAUGAUGCGUGAACGCUCAAAGCCGAAGGGAUCUGGCAUGUGUCGCUUAGAAAACAAUACGAUAUCCGACGUAGAGUAUAAUCAUAUCAACGAUAACAUAGGCCGCAUGUUUGGCAGCACAGACACUAAUGAGCAGCAAAGCCGAAUGGUGGACAGACAAGAGGAUGUAAAGAUCAAACAGGAAGUCAAAAGUGAGGAUGAGUGUACAUUAGACGGAGACAAAAAAUCAGCCACCGUCCUACCGCUGUCUUCUUCUGCAAAACCUAAUGAUUCAGUGUCCACAGUUCCGCUCGGCGUGGAGCAUAAGCCAUCGACCUUUGCCCUUAUCGCCAGUGAUAUUUCGGAUGAUGAUUUGGUGAAAACGGUGGUUAAGUCGGAAUAUCCACAGCACAAUUCGAUUGCCGGCAGCAAACCGUUGAUGUCAACGGCGCCGGUGAUAACAUCGAUUAAGCGUGAACCGACCGACAAUCUGAGUUCGUACAAGUCUUCUCUCAGCAACAUCAAAGAGCGCCAGCAGCAACAUCUGUGCAAUCUUUCCGGAUCGGAUGGUGCUGACCUACUACCAGAAAAGUCGUCCAAAUCGGAAACGAGCCAAACUGAGUCAAAGAAGAAACAUAAGAAAAAACAAAAGCGCAAUAAAACUCUCGAAGGAAGUAGCACGUACGACCAGUUGGAGAAGGAUGUACCUACUACACCGAGACCCGUUGAACCUCAUAGUGUCGAUACUGAGCCGGAUGAAAGUGCUGCUCUUGCUUCAGCAACGCUGGCGGUUGGAGCUGAUAAUGCUAAUAGCGGUAAUGUAGCGCCGGGUACUCAGUCGUGUAGCAGUGUACAACAACCAUCCAAUGCUACAUCUGUCCCUUCGUCAUUGAAUGAAGAAUCGAAAAAACAGUCAUCCGAAGAUCAUCAUUCGUUAUCAUACAACAAGAAAAAGCAUAGCGGCGGAAAGAAGGACAAACGGCGUGAUCGAUCCAAAGAAGACCACGACAAAUCAACAUCGUCCUCUUCCAGUCGUUCUAAAAAGUCGAAAAAUCGUCAUAAAGAAGGCAGUGCGGCUAGUGGUAGCGGCGUCCCGAACAGUGGAAGUGGUAAUGGUUCCGGCAGCGCUAACAGCAAGUUCCUUGAUAUGGAACUCUUUGGGCCUAUAUCGGAUGAAGAGUCGCAGCACUCCUCUGUGGAGACGGAGGCGUCCCACGGCAAGCAAGGUUCCGUGGAGCCGGACGAAUCAAAAGAAGAGGACAUGCAACCCCAGCUUUCAGAACAGAAGGAGAAAACUGGUGCAGCAAGUGGCGACAGACUGCCAACAGACUUUACUGGCGGCAAUGGAGAAAAUCAGCAAAACAUUAGUAGCAAGCAAGAGAAUGCUACCGCACCGGUAUCGCUAAGCACCGCGUCUUACGAUCCAUUGAACGACAGGGAAUCGCGUAAGCGUAGCAAGGAGAAGAAGCGGCGCGAUCGCGAGAAACUGCGCGCUUCUAUGGUGUUGCUGAAGGAAGAUGAAAACAGCGUCGAUCUGGACGAAGCUGGUAGAGCCCUUGAAGCCCAGUUGAUGAGCGACAACGAUCAAAAGGUGGAAGAUGUAUCUCCUGCUUCUACCAUUGCCAGUGCCUCACUCAGUGGCAAGCGGUCGUCGGUCGAGGUGCUGGACGUGUUUCGCUACACGGAUGGAGACGAUAGCAUGGAAAUGUCGUAUGGAGAGAAGAAGGAAGCGCCAUCGGCUUCUGCCACCGAUCACAGCCGCAAAGAGAAGAAAAAGAAAAAGAAACGUGGGAAGGAAGAGAAACACAAACAUCAUCACAGCUCAGUGGGAACAACUGCUACUACUACUACUACAAGUAAUGCUGCUGCUUCCAAUGUUUCGUCGGUCAACAGUAAUCCAUCCAGCGGCACUGUUGUAAUGCCAUCUACGGAUGCAAGCGGCAGUGUCGCCCAGGAUGCUUAUGGGGGCAAUGCCAAUAACAGCAAGCAUGUAAACAGUCAUCCGCAACCGCAACCACCAACGACAACACCUGUUACGCCGUCGAUCAAUAAGCUAUCUCUGGAUAUCAUUUCUGCUCAGCAAGAAGAUUUGAAGCAUAACCUUAGCAAACCAUCGCCAAGCUUGCCUUGCCUGCUUGACGAAAGUCCGCCGCCUUCCAACAAGCAGCAGCUAACAGCACAAAUGAAUACUUGCGAGCCCACCGGUAAAGAGGGCACAGAGGAAGGUGUACAAUCGUCCAUUCCGUUGCCAGGUCGUGCCGGGGAAAAGGUAGCGAUGGCUUGUUCUACGCCAACCUAUGAAAUAGAAGAGGCAUCAAGUGUGCAAAAAUCACAACACGACUCAGCACUACGUGGCACCAAACAGAAGACGGCAGAGCAGUUGGAAAAGACUCAGCCAUUUUCAACACCAUCGUUUGGAUACGGCCUGGAAGAACAGCUGCACGAGAAAGCUGUGAUGUCGAUAUCGGGCGAGUUUACUGAGAAGUCUAGCAAACCUGAUAAAGAACCAGCUAUCGAAGGCAAGGAGAUCGAACUAAAGCACGCAGACAAGCAGAAAGUCGACGAAAAGCUGCUGCUUGUAGAAGAAAAAUCUCGCGUUGUGAUCUCGCAGGAAGAAACCGAAGAUGCAGUAGCAGCGCUGUUGGGCGAAAGCUUCGGCACAUCCAAUACGCCCGAUUUCUCCGAUAUGUAUAACGAUCCGGUAGAGGAGGAGCAGCUUUCCUCGCAGUUGGCAGUCGAAGAGCCACCGCAGAUACCGGAGGAAGACGACGAAGAGAUGAAAAAGGCAAUCAUGAGCCUUAACGCGGAAGAGCUGGAUAUUAAGGAAGCAGAUACGCCGCAGUCAGAGCACGAUCUUCAAAUUGACACGGAUACAGAGGAUGCAAACCUAGAGGACGAUCAACAGUCCAGUCUGCUGCGCUUCGACAAUCCACCCAAAACACCCGAUGUUGAUCUGAGCCAGCUCGGCAAACCGUUGAUCGAAGGGUCGCAGCUUACCAAAGCAGGCCAAAGCCCAACGGCGAUUGCAACAGAAAGCAUCAGCAACACGGAUGGAAAUGCAGCGAAAAAGGACGAUUCAAGCAGUAAAUUGGAAAUGCCGGAUACGCCUGGUAAGAAUGUAGCUAUGGCUAGUGAUUCGCCGGCGCGAGUAACAUCUGAUGUGAAUCCAGCACAACAUCCAGCCAAACACAGUGUGGGCUCAGCUACGGUGUCGGUAACAGUGGUAGAGUCGUCCAAACAGAGCGAAAUUAGUUCCAAGAUCUCUCCUGUUGUGGGCGUUUCGGUGAAUGCGAUAAAUCUACAGAAUCCAAAAAUCGGUACAACACAUACAACCACUAUGAUCGCCAAGGACCACCGGGACCAUCGCACAAAGGUAGCCUCUGCUUCUAAUGUAACUGAUGAGAAAUCAAAGGCCGUAAGCAGCGAUCACAGAUCAGCGACAACGGUAGUUCCAACAAUAACAACAACAACAACAUCUACUACUACAUCAAGCAAAUCGUCAACAGCAACUGUAGGAUCACCAUCUACAGCAACGAGUCAUCCUGCAGCAAAGUCAUCGCAAUCCACUACCAACACAUGCCAAAGCCCAAGAUCAAGCAGUACUGGGCAGCCGUCUCAACAACACCUUCCCCCAGUUAUAACUGGUGCUGAUCAGCAAAAGCUUUCACCAGCAGCUGUCACGCGUCAUCAAUAUGUCGUGCAAACACCACCUUCGAUCUCUAUACCAGAACAAAAUGCAAUCGUCUAUCAUCCGGUAGGAACAGCUGAUACACCAUCUCGAGGCAUUGCGUCAGCAACAACAGCGGCAUUGAAUAGCAGUGGCAGUGCUGGUGGUGUACAAUCGCCAAAACUUCACAUCGCGCCACACUCUCCAUUCUCACGAACGUCCUCGCCUACCACACUAAGACCAUCCGUGAAUACCGCUAGUAGGCAGUCUCCGCAACUAAGUCCCAUCAUUCAGACCGGUGGCAGCCCUCAAGCGAUGAUCAUUCACCAUGGUGGUCAUAUUGUGGUACAUGCUCCCAGUGCCUCCCAAUCCUCGGGAUCGCCAGGCGGAGGGCAAGGAGGCUUCCUACCUCAAAAACCCGUAACACCGGUGACAGCGCCAGGAGCUGGACACCAGCAGUACCAACCACAACAGCUGACUCAUCAUCACACGUCGCCGGUAUCACGAAUGUCUGCGGUUGGAUCACAGUUGAAACCAGUGUCGCUAAGUGCAUCAUCCACAAAACCCAUCGAACAACAUCCGAUCAAAACACAGUUCAACAGUGGAGGAAGUCCAGUAGCCGUGACAAGAAUCAUUGCUGCCAGUGCCGCACCAGGAUCUCCAUCAGCGAUGAGCAGUGCCGGGUUGGAAUCUACACAUAAUAAAUCAACCAUUGUAGUGAAUGCGACCAGCACUAGUACCGCCAACACAAGUACAUAUGUAACCACCAAACCAACCGAGUCGUCGUCGCCCAAAACAACACCACCAACCGUUGUCGUAGCACCAUCUGAUUCGGGAGCGACACCGAUGAAGGCAGCUACAAUUGUGGCGAAUCAGCCUAUCUCUAUAACAUCAGUGACGCAUGCUCAGCUGUCGAAACCACAACAAUUACCAAUGAUUGUCACAGCGGCUAAAGUGCCACAGCCUGCAACUACGUCGAUUGCUUCGUAUCAAACCUCGUUUGGAGAACAAAGCUCUUCCAAUGUAAUAGUUGCCAAGGCGAGACAGUCGGACGCUAAAACAGCAGGUCCGUUGUUCGGUGCUGGAAAUAAUGCAAUAUCCACAAUUACAUCCAAUCCAAAUCAUCAGUCCGCACCAACAGUCACCACCCCAGCGGCUCCAGCCACAUCGGAAAGCAUUUCCAAAAAGUUGGCAACUCCUCUCGAUUCAACCGCUGAGUCUACAAGUAAGAGCAUGGCAGGCUACAAAUUUGACACUGAAAAGGGUAGAGGUUUGGUAGAGAAGAGAUCUAGCGAAAACAUCUCGAAACAGUCCCCAGCAGUGGAUGAACAGAAACCAACGCCAGCGUCACAUGCCAGUGUGAAUGUAGAUGACCAGGAAACAGAUUCGAAGGAGGACAGUGAUUGUUGGUCUGCAAAGGAGAUCAACAUAGAUUCGGUGAUUAAAAAAGUCGAUGCAUUAUGCUCGGAAGACGAUUCCUCGUCAUCGCAAACAAUUGCUAGCAGUGCUAGUGCUAUCGAUAAAGCAGCUUCUACUAUUGAGAUGGUGGCCAAGGGUUGCACUCAGGAAAGCAUAAAAUCAAAAGCAGCGCUGAAGGAAGAGCUAAGAGACCGUGGUGCUGAUGGAGCGGUUAGAGCAGACACAAGUAAGGUGGUGGUAUCCGAGACAGUAUCGGCGAUGUCGGUAACAGCUGAUGAGUUGCAUACCACCACCACCACCACCACCAUUGCCAGUUCUACCGCAGCUCCGAUCAUCGAUGAAGAAGAAGCAGAUGAUACCGCGAGCACCGAGCCGGUCGAAAAGGAACACAACGUCACACGAGGGGGCAAGCGUGGAGGUCGUCGUGGAGGCCGUAAAACAUCGGAAAGUAGCCAUACAACGCUGGCUGCAGGAGACAAAGCGAAUGCAGACCAACCAUCGCUUGAAGCGGGCAUUCAAACACGAACCAGGGGUGGAAAAGCUGCUGGAGCUAAACGUGGCCGUGGUGGUCGUGGUGGUGCGCGUGGAGGUGGAGUAGCUGCAUUGGUAAACACGCCAAACUCAGCAACUGCAGCGACACCAUUGGCAUCAUCAGUUCCGCCACCUGUCCCUGGAAUGCCCAGAUCAGUUGGUGGUUCAAAAGUGGGAAUGCAUAUGGGCGGUGGUUCCUCCGAUAUCUACGAGUUCCACGAUGACUCUGGAGAAGAAGUGUCCAAUUCGGAUAAAUCGUUAUCCGGUGCUGAUGGUGCGCGCCCACGGCUAAUCCUGACAAUAAAGAAUCAAGCCGCAGUUACGACGGCUACUCCUACUGCUGUUACUAGCAGUGCUCCAGCAACAGUAAUAGCUACAACGAGCGCGGCAACUACUAGCCCCAUUAACACUACAGCGUCUCCAUCAGGAGCGACAACAGUCAAUGCCAGUGUGACAAGCCUCGAAACAUCAAUAGCAACAACUACCACCACUACCACCUUGGUCCACCAACACCAGUCGACUAUGCCCACAAAUGUGUUGAUGCCGCAGUCACACCAGCAGCAGCCGCAACUGCCAGUACAGCAGCAGCAGCAGCAACAAUCGCAGCCUACACAACCGCAGCAAGCUUCCGAUGAAGCAUAUGCUAUGCCGAUUCCAAUGGACGUCGGUAAGGAGGAACAUGUGUUGACAACAAAUACAACCGGCAUGCUUUCGGCAGCGGCGGUUGCUGCAGCAGCCAACACCAGGAAAUCUCGGCGACUUCUGGAGAAAGAUGGACGAAGCACUAUCGAUGACAUUAUUGAAGAUGUGAUUCGAAACGGUCCCUCGCCAAAGGUAGCCGGCGGUGGUGUGAUGCAACAGCAAUUGCAGCAACCACCACCAGGUGUUGGUAUGGCUCCGAAUGCACAGCAGCAGUCACCAGUGACUCCGAUUGGUCAGCAACAGCAGCAACAAUCGGCUAUUGGAACAGUCAACCAAGGCUUGAUACAGACACAGCCGCAGGUGGUUAUGCAGCAACAACAGAUCAUUGCAUCAGCAGUAGCUGUUGGUGAACAACAACAGCAGCAGCAAGGUGGUCACACGACACGUCGCACCACUCGACAGAAUACAACAGCUCUGACUGCCACUUCCGCAGUAGGAGAUAUGCGCAAAUCACCUCGUAGCACACGUAAAGGUAAAGAUCGCAAGAUAUCGGAAACAUCUACGGAUAGCAGUGACGAAAAACCUCAGCAAACGGUACCACCAUCCGUAGCCGGUAACGCAAUUACCAUGAAAGUGCAGGGUGAGCCAAAAGCAUUGGACGAUCAGCAGGUGGCCGGUACACUGUCCGCCACAACUCCAGUAACACCCAGCAUACAAGUAGCUCGUCCUAAUGAGACAGCAUCUGUGGCCGAUAAGUCUAAGUCGGAGAAAUCGAAGCCGACGGACGAAGCGAAGGCUCCUGCCGAGAUAGGAAACCUGGCGCAGCCGAAUUCGCUGACUCUGAUAGAUCCCGUUACGGGAGAGAUGGCAGUUAUGCGUCACAGCAAGGAAGGUCAGUACGUACCGAUGCCGAAUGCUCCGCAGCCACUGAAGAAGGUGAUAGCGGCAGCUGCCGUCCAGAGUGCGGCUGCUGCUGCCGAACAGCUGAAAUCAGCAGGUCCCGUAUCGAAUGCAGCUUCUCCUUCACCACCGGAAAUGCUAAGCAAUAGUGGAUCGCCCAUCGCGCUCAGUCGAACAUCAACUCCUGGGUCCGUUUCAUUAGUCACGUCUUCUACAGGCAUGUUGUUAACAACCAACAAGACAACCACAACUGUGUCAUCGAAUCAACAACAGCAACAACCACUAACGGCUUCUAAACCACAUACGUUAAAAUCACACGUGCUUGGAUCACAACAAGUGCUGCAGCAGCAUCAACAUCAACAGGUUGUAACGAAACCAGGCCAUCAACAACCGCCACCAUCUGGAGGAUUAGCGACCCAGCACCAAAUGGGUUCAUCAUUUGUACCGUCCGGUCAAAUGAUUGGAGGAAAAACGAUGCAUCCAACGACGACAUCAUCCUCAUUGAAACUAACAACUCAACCCAUAACUACAUCAGCAUUAGGUCAGCAGCAACAGAUCAUAAUACAUAAUGCCAUCGCAGGACAACCACAGUCUCAUGCGAUGGCCAAGCAAACCAACAUCAUCAGCGGAAAACCACCAGCUACAGGCGCUACGCUGCAACAACAAGGCCCUGGAGCUGUUGGUAAUAGCAUACAGUUGCAUCAACACACUGGCACUGGCAAUCUGUUAAUCAACAUACCAUCUAAUAUGCAUCCGGCUACAGCUGUACAAAUGUCGCCUCGUUUGCAACAACAACAGCAACAGCAACAACAACAUCAACAGCAGCAGCAACAACAGCAACAGCAGCAACAACAGCAACAACAGCAACAGCACCAACAACAUCAACAACAACAAGUAGUGAUUGCUAAUGCCAAGCAGCUGCAAGGACAAUCGUCUCAAAAUCCGACACAACACAAACCUAUGCAGCAUGUAGUGCAAGCUGCCGGUGGACCAGGUCCGGCAGUACCACAGCAAAUAAUAAUCCAUCGUGGAAAGGCUGGCACGGCUACGGAAUCUACCGCAUCUUUGCACCAGCAGCAAAUACCUGUAGGUUACACCACUGUCCUACAAAGCGGUAGUAAAAUUAUCCAAUCACCUGGUGCGGCCGGUCCUGGCCAACAAGGACCAAACGUGGGCAGUGCUGGCCCAAUUGUAUCACAAGUGCAACAACACAUACUCAGCAAGCAUCCAACGACGGGUCAAACAAUACAGAUAGCGGCUGGUGGCGCUCCCGGGCUACCGGUACAUUACCAAGCAGUGCAGCAGCCGGGCCAGCCGACGAUCGUACAUAAGGGAGCAAUCACGACCGUGCAGCAUAAGAUUGUGCAACAAACUAGUUCCGGCAUCCAACAGCAACAACCACCACCACAACAUCAAUUGCAGCAUCACAAACCAAGCGAAGGAUCCGCGGUUGGUUUGCAUACAAUCGCAGGCAAAGGUCCCAUCAUCCAUCAGGUGCCCACGGCGGGAGGCAAGAUCGUGCAAAUUCAAUCAGCUACCGGAUUGCCACCGCAGCAGCAGCAAACAGUUAACCCAUCAGGUCCAGUGGGUACAUUGCAGCCAGUGGGUCUAACGAAGUUGUCGAACCAUCAUGUGUCGACGCCGUCACCGCCAGCUCAGCAGUUGCAGCCACAGACACAGCAGCCGCCUUCAAAAGGGUUGUCUCCGCUGCUACAUCAGGCUCCUCAGAUAAUGACGGGCGCAGUUGCAAGUCCACCAUUGAAGCAAUCGCACCUUCAAGGUCAACAACCAAUUGUCACUGGAGCCAGCAGUACACGUGUGGCGUUGCCUACUAUGAGUCCACAGGGACAGUCAGCUCAUCCGCAACUGCAGCAAGCAACUAUACAACGGCACAUAACUAUUCCAGGCACGAUCUACGAUCCUGCAAACUUGCGUGGUGAUUUGAGUGGCUUCAUCAACCGAGGACAGAGUCCUCCGCCUGCUCACCAACAAACAUCUCCAAUAACACCGGUUCACGGACCGGAUGGCGGAUUCCGUGGUGGUAUGCCGAGGGACUACGUGAAGUACGUGUACCGUAGCAACAUUCCUAUUCCAAGCAGGUCACCCAUGCGGGAAAUGCCCGAGAUGGAAGAAACGGUUGCUGCUAGUCCACCGUUGGAACUUCGCCGACCUGCUAGCGGACCUCGCCCAACCGCCGUUCCGCUUAGUCUGCAAAGUCCUGGCGAUCGUGUGACGGAUUCACCACAAGGCGCUCAGAUAUACAUGGGAAGUGCACGGAUACCGCACCCCUACCCAGAGACACUGAACGCGCGCUACUACGAACCAACCAUUGGUGGCCCGAACGGAGGAAGUGCAGGACCGAGAGCACUGAGCACGGAACCACCGCCAGCUCACCGUCCUCACAAUCUAUCCACGUCGGCUUACAGUGGGGCACCGUUCUCAGUCACGCCAAGUCCAACACCGCCACCUUCAGCCUCUCCCGCAACCAUGCUGCACAUUCAGCGGGAAAGAGAUCAGCAGCAGCAGCAGCAGCAGCAGCAAGUGGCAGCCGCCGCUGCGGCUCUAGUGCAAUCCGCUUCCGGCCAACGUUUGGUUGGAGAACGCGUAACGUCUGUUCCACCGGGUAGCGGAUAUUACUACCGCAGCGAGGUCGAACAUGAGUUGUCCGAUCAGCUACAUCCUGUUGCGCUUGGCCAUGGAUCGUCAUCGGUUGCUGCAUCCGCUCCACUCCCAGCGCACACCGGAGGAAUGAUACCGUCCAUGGGUACACCACAAACCGUUGCCAUAGGAAGUCGUAACAUACAAGUGGCAACGCCUCCGGUCACCCCUAUGGGUGGCGGAAGUGUCAGCGGCAGUAGUGCACCAGUGGUAUCGGUUGUUCCAACGCCUCCGCCUGUGCAAAAGGAUUCGCUUGAUGCGCUGCUCCAGCGAUACCCGGUGAUGUGGCAAGGACUGCUGGCACUCAAAAAUGAUCACGCAGCAGUACAGAUGCACUUCGUGUAUGGCAAUCCGAACGUAGCAGGUAGCUCGUUGCCAAGCAACAGCGAUGGGUCGACGCCUCCGUUGCGCAUUGCUCAGAGAAUGCGGCUGGAACCGGCGCAGAUAGAUGGAGUAGCUAGGAAGAUGCAGAUGGUCAACGAACACUGUAUGCUGUUAGCAUUGCCGUGUGGCCGUGAUCGGAUGGACGUAUUGCAGCAGCAGAACAAUCUGCAAACUGGCUUCAUCACUUACCUGCAGCAGAAACAGGCAGCUGGUAUCGUCAACAUAGCGGCACCAGGAAGUGCGCAGGCGGCAUACGUGGUGCAUAUAUUCCCAUCUUGCGAGUUUGCCAACGAAAAUCUGGCUCGUAUCGCACCGGACCUAAUGCACCGUGUGGCAAACAUCCAGUACCUGCUAAUCGUGAUUGCAACUGUGUAAAAACAAGCUGAGCAUGAUGAUGUUACAUAGAAAAAAAAACUACAAAACUACAAAAAACACAAACACACAAGCAAAUAGUAUAAUCAUAAAACACUGAAAAUGAUAGGGAAUGUAAGACGAAAAGUUGAAUUGUUGUCACAUAGCAAGAUAACCAAAUGUAAAAAAGAAACAAAACAAAAAAAAAACACAAUAGGUUUGUGAGAACAACAUGAAAUGAAAUAUUUACAAAACAUCACAUGUACCCCCAUCUCCCGUUGGUACAAAGAAUACAUUUAAACUGGUUUUAAUGAAGGAUUUGUAGGUCGUGUUGAAAGGAAAAAUUGACGUAGAUUAAACAAACUGCAAAAAAAAAAGAAAACAGUCCAAAGGAUAAACCCCUCGGUGCGAAAUGUGUGAUGAUUUAUCCAUAGUAUCUCUUAAGUAUUACUUCCGAUAUAACCACCUCCCACCAUACGGCCUAGUGCGCCAAAUUUGUGAAAACUAUCGUUGUAAAUGCAACCACCCACAAGACACCACUAUGGAAAAGUAAACAAAAAUACAAUGUUCAGCAAAGCGAAUCUUUUCUACGCAAAGUAACAAAUCAACGCAACCACCCUCUCUCCGCACAACGCGCAUUGUUCACGUUCAUCUUUGGGUGCAUUGCCUCUGUUCAAAAGAGUAAUGCAUGGGGGAGGGGCUAUGCAUUUUGUAAAAUUAUAUCAUCCAAGCAUAGCAAAAGCAGCAGCAGCACGAUGGAGAUAAUCCGAACAUGGUCCCAUUUUGCUGCAUAAUCAUUCGAGCAAAACAACACAUAAUACAACAACACUUACAACGAGUAGUAAACUGUUUCUAUUGGAGCGCAGUCGCAUAGAAUGCGAUUGUAGAACGAUUGGCUGUUUCAUGCAAAUUUUGGUUUUAAAGGGUGCGAAAGAUAGGAAGAGUGUCAGCAUACAUGUUUCAAAUCCAUUGUCAGCGAUAGUUAUCUGUUUGCUUUAUGGUUAGUGCUGCCAGCCGCAUUGAAAAUACUGAAGAAGCACUGAGAAAUGGCAGUAAUGGACAUUGCAUAAUAUGGUGAAAUUGGUGAUUGUUGUUUCCACCAUUCUGCAACAUGUGCAAGACAUGCGUCUAUCAUUUUUUAAACUACACACACACCCACUAGUAAUGGGAAGCGAGUGAUUACUAGUUUUGAUUCACUAUAACAUGAAUAAUGUACUUGACGAACAGGGAAAAAAGUCGACGAAACACAGAAGAGGACAACCCCAAUUUUCUAAUGCGAAAAGCAUUCGAAGAAAAACAUGAAAAUGAUGAUGACGACGAUGACGAUGAUGAUGAAGAAGAAGAAGAGAAAAGAAGAUGUUAAUUAAUUUAAGACAAAAGAAAAUACGCUCACACCCAACAUACACACAUACACACCUAGUUGAGGUUGAAAUCCGAAGACGUAAGCGUAGCGUAGUAUUUAAGGCAAAACAAAUAAACUUUAAUGCGCAUUGUAUAAAGUAUAGUAGGGCAAAAGGUAACACGUAAAAAAGAAAACAAAUGCAUUGGUAAAUAAUCUAGUGUCUACGGUUCGGAUAUAAUGAUGUUGUGUAUCGUUAGAAUGGUGGGAGAGAUACAGAUGGAAAAGAGAGAAGGAUGUAUGUUGAAUAGUAUAGGACAGAGCGGGAAGGGUAAAAAGGGUGUAAGCCGAAGAGCUAGGUACGUGUGUAGUUAGUGUGUUCAUCUCUGUUCUACUGCAUCUUUCACACGAUCGUGAGUGUUCACACAAAAUGUGUGUAUGGGUUUAAGAUAGCUGUGUUGUAUAAACUUGAACACAAUAGAAACGCGCGGUACGAUCAGAUGCAGUUAACAAAAACAAACAAACGAAAAACAAAACAAACACACAAAAAAACAAAGUCACACAGAACAGAAACACACAAACAAGAAAAAGAAACACGUACAGAGCAACAUAAUAACAUAAUAUAUACAUUGCAAAUGAUUCGUGGUUAGGUAUAGGUGAUGCAUGACUAGCGCAUACGUGUUAGUAUGGGGUUAUCGUUGCAAAAGAUAUGAGAUGCUCUAAUGUGAGGUGUUGUGAGUUGCUGUGCACGAAAAAGAAUGUAAAAACAAACAAACAAACAAGCAAACAUACAUACACUAACUAACUAAUGCACGUAACGGGCAUCGACAGGGGAAGACCGAUUUGAUCGUAGCGUUAAUAAUAUUCAGAUAAUAUGUAAUAUUUAGAAGACUAAAGCUUGUAGAAAGAGAGUUACACGAUUCAGUGGAGAGCAACUGAACCGUUCGGUGUGGCCUGUUGGUCAUUGCUGCUCACACCACGCCGCAACAAGGUGUCUCGCUGUUGUGUAGUGUGAUUGUUUUACUCUUUCACGCAAGAUCACUAUGUAUCCUUUUGUACUCUCGUUAUAAUUAUUUUUCCCCAAUUUUUUGUUUUGCGAUACGUGUAAGUACAUUCGUAUGAUAAUGAAAAAGAACCCCACUCGUUGUACAUAUAAACUCUAUUCGAAAACGAGAUAAAUAAAAUUCGAACCCACAAAAAUAAAA
Molecule: messenger RNA, 24492 nt
Organism: Anopheles coluzzii
Lineage: Eukaryota; Metazoa; Arthropoda; Insecta; Diptera; Culicidae
Product: protein split ends-like
Exons: 12
Coding region: 1903-21972 (6689 amino acids)
Biological process (GO): regulation of transcription by RNA polymerase II
Cellular component (GO): nucleus
Molecular function (GO): mRNA binding
Source: RefSeq, a predicted model, not a curated record